AUGCGAAGGAAAGAAAGAAUCGAGGCAUCUUCAAUAUCGAGAGAACAACAGAAGAAAUGCUUCGAAACUGGCGGAAAAAUUCUGUUUGCAAGAGCCUCUGGAUGGAUCAUACAAAGAACGGAGGCCACAGAGCUGAACGAGAAUGACAUCCUUCGAGCCACCUUCUUUUCUAGGAAGCACCCAGGAGGCGGGUUAGAAAGCGGUAUUCUUCCGACAAGUAAGCAGCCACGGGAGGCAAGAACCCUCACACUCGAGAGUCAAGUGGUGUUCUCGUAUCUAUUCCUCCCAGUGGGCAUGCUCAUUUUACCAUCAUCCAGUGGUACCAAGACAUGUACUCUGAAACCGAUAAAACUCAUCGAGGGCGGUAGUAAGCCGCUGGAAGGGUGUGCGAGAGAGCGAGACUGGGAUCAGGACUCUGCAGAGUCGAAACUGACUCGUCCUGUAUUCGGUGGAGUAAAAUCAAUUAUGACGGAGGCCCUGUUGUCUAGCUUCCAUAAAUCUGUCUUGAUCCAGCUGGGGCAAGCAUCCACUCCACUUGCCGAGAGACCUUUACGGAUUAACAUCCAAUGGAUUACUCAGCUCGGUCUCGACUUUUCACUCAUUCGCGACUUUCCAAUAAUCCCUCCGCAACCUUCACUUCGCCUUUCGCACGCUUCGAUACAAGCCACCGGGAUGUUCAUGAAUUUUCCAUAUUCAAGGCGUGCAAUCUUUCAACAGAGACGAUUUGACACAGACAAUUUGCCUCGGAGAAGACGAUCUAAGUCUCACGCCAACAUCUACGGUGUCCAGCUUACUUUUCUCACCGUCUUCUCUUCGUUCCUACAAGAUCAUACCAAGCCGGAAUGCCUUUUCCCAACCAUCAACUGGUGCGAAGAGGACUACUAUGUCACACCGUACGUGGCCGAGUUUGUCAACACUUUCACAAAUGCGAUAUUCGUCUAUCUGGCGUUAGUUGGAAUUUCCAGCUGCAUUAGAAAUAACCAUCCUCGAGUAUUUCUGGUGGCAUAUGUCGGGUACAUGACCAUCGGUAUCGCAAGCGUGGUCUACCAUACCUCAUUGAAGUUACUGACCCUCGAGCAAGACUGGAUGCAGCUAUUUGAUGAGCUGUCAAUGAUAUACACCACAUGCAUCCUCUUCUAUGCGGUAUUUUCUCACGGAAAAUCCUUGUUUGGCCAGGCUCUUCUGGGCACCUUCAUCACUGGCUUGGCCAUUUUCAUCACAGUGUACUACCACUACCUCGGAGAUCCCGUCUUCCACCAAGUCAUGUUCGGAAUACUCACAGCCACUGUUGUGUUUCGAAGCAUGUACAUCAUGGAGAAGAUACUCCGGCCCAAGUCUACACCUCAGAGCAAGGCUGCGCUUCUCGACACGCAACUCCUCAAGAAAAUGUGGACAUUGAUCACUUGCGGUCUUGUUUCCAUAGCCAUUGGAUUUCUGGCUUGGAACCUUGACAACAUUUUCUGUUCGCAUCUUCGACAUUGGAGACGAGAACUCGGACUCCCCUGGGGCGUUCUCCUCGAGGGCCAUGGAUGGUGGCACCUAUUCACCGGUAUUGCAUGCUAUAUAAACGUGACUUACGGCGUCUGGCUACGCUAUUGCAGAGACGGCAAGAAGGAAGAAGUCGUCUUGGCCGAGCGCAACAUGGAGGACAUCCGGCGAAGCCCGGAUCUAAAACGGAGUGACCUUCAGUGCAACAACCUUUGGGACGAGGCUAUCCAAUACCAAGAACUGUGCCGGAUAAGCGGAACCGAGAUGGCGGCGAUGGCUUUGAUUGUGACAGCGAAGCGGCUGAGGAAUAUUGUCUGCUGUGACACCGCUUGGCUGUCAAAUAGCAGACAUGCUUGGUCGCUACAUGAAUGUUUAGGUGGGUGUGAGAAGCAGGCUACCAAUCAUGUUCUGUACUGGGAAACCGGUGUGAGGUGGAUGCGACUGCAUCUAGUAGACAAUUCCAACAAAGGAAUACACUUCGUUUCUCGUCGCGACGCAUUGGUCUCGUCUCACGCAACUACACAUUUGACCAUUGACUUGACCCCCCUUCUCUUCUUUUCUUUCAAAAAUGAGCAAUCCUUACCAAUAAGCUGCGGCGCCGACCCGCGCAUCAGGUCUGCCAAGUGUUGUACAGACUCGAACCAACUGUCCAACACCCCUGCGCUUGACUCCUUGAACCAAUCAGUUACCUUCCGACGGAGGGAGGGCGGUAUUGACCCUUUCGCUUUUCAGGGAAUCCUAAUCAAUAUCUUUACGCGUGCGGUUACACAGCAUCAGGCUGUCAAAUCAACGGAAAGGAGUGCCUCGUUCCUGGAUUUGAAAAGUUUCCUCUGCAGUCUCUCAUUCUCUGCAACGGUAACUGUUGAGCGACGACCGAGUGUUUCACGCCGUCAGUACACACCCGAAAAUUCUUUCCACAUCCAAGGCAUGGCACGCCCAUGGCCUUUUACAUGUCCCUGGCGAAGUAUCUUGGCUUUACUAUCAAACGUUUCUCUUUCCAUUGCAUUAUCCAUCCCAGAAGAUGCCAAUGAGUACGGCUCCUCAUUCACAUAUCGCGAUGUCGGAAGAGUAGUACCAGACUUCGUGAUUAAUCACGCGCCACUGAUAUGGCUACACUCAGACGACCCAUUCCGCCCGGCAGAUAUACUCGAACAUGUCCGCCAUACCACGCCGAUGGUGCACAUGGAGCCCAUCAGAGGACUGCCACAACUCGAUCUCGAUAAUUUGGCUAUGCUAAACGACUACUGGAACAACGGCCCAGUUUCGCUAACUGCAAACGGCGACAUCACCAGUCUUCCUACCUGGCUCUUUGGAGAGACGCCAGAUGAGACGGGCAAGCUCCACAAUGCCACCUCUUGCGUUGUGAUCACCGUCGAUAAGGGCUCAGGAGAUCUAGAUGCCUUUUACUUCUACUUCUACUCGUACGAUCAAGGGGCAAACAUCACUCAGGUUCUACCACCUAUGAAUGGGUUGAUAGAAGACACUGAGCAUGGCAUGCACUUUGGCGAUCAUGUUGGUGAUUGGGAGCACAAUAUGAUUCGGUUCCACGACGGGAAACCUACCGGUAUCUAUUACAGUCAACACUCUUCGGGCUCUGCCUACAAGUGGGAUGAUAAUGACCUAUCAGUGGAAGAUGGUCGGCCUAUAGUUUACAGCGCAUGGGGUUCUCACGCGAACUGGGCAUCUCCUGGCGAUCACGUUCACGACUCGGUCUUACUAGACUACUGUGACGCAGGUAAAAUCUGGGAUCCUGUAUCUUCGGCAUAUUACUAUAAAUUCGAUCCCGAAACGUCACUCUUAACGAGCAUAUUUCCACCCGGGGCGGAAGCCUCUAUCAAUCUUACAUCCUUCUUGUACUAUUCCGGCAUAUGGGGAGACUUCCAAUACCCCGACGACCAUCCACGUCAGAAGAUCGUACCCUACUUUGGUCUGAAGCGUUACGUCUCCGGCCCGACGGGUCCGACUACGAAGCAGCUUGUAAGGAAGGGACUCUUUCCAGACCAUCCUGAAAGAAAGAAUCUUUUGCAGUGGGGAGUUGGCAUAUACAUGUCGCUGUAUCCAUGCUGUUUUAGGGGAUGGAGAGCCUGGGUUUCUGGCAUCGCCUUCAUUGGGUUGUUGAAAGAAAUCCUGGAUUUGAAGAUCGUCCACAGCCGCCUAAGCAUACGGGACGAGUCCGUAGGCAACGUCGCCUCGUCGACGAGCCACGAUGCCAAGCAUGCGGUGUUGAAGCUUAACAGCCCGGGACUCAUCACCACAGUCAAGGCUCACGUCUUUGAAGACCAUUUCAUUUGA
Colletotrichum lupini is the source of this 3780-nucleotide messenger RNA. RefSeq lists its product as uncharacterized. Gene Ontology annotation, biological process: ceramide catabolic process; ceramide biosynthetic process. The transcript has 27 exons. The coding region runs from base 1 to 3780 and encodes 1259 amino acids. Gene Ontology annotation, cellular component: endoplasmic reticulum membrane. The record is from RefSeq and is a predicted model, not a curated record. Lineage: Eukaryota; Fungi; Ascomycota; Sordariomycetes; Glomerellales; Glomerellaceae.